Molecule: messenger RNA, 4800 nt
Organism: Oncorhynchus mykiss (rainbow trout)
Lineage: Eukaryota; Metazoa; Chordata; Actinopteri; Salmoniformes; Salmonidae
Source: RefSeq, a predicted model, not a curated record
CUGUCAAUGUGAUGUGAUACAGCGUGUCUCUUUAAAAGCCGAUUCCUUUAGCGCAGGUCUGUUCUGUCCUCUGGGACUACUAGUUGCUAGGCUAAUUGUAUUGUACUACAGUGCUAGUAGCCAGUUAGAGGUGGAGUGUGUGGUGUGCACGACUACUCGAGAUGAGGAGAGGAAGCACAGAGUCACAGACGGAGCGAAUGUUUUAUUUAUUCGAAUUUCGACAUGCAACAUUUUGUAAGUAGCUUAACUCUACAAUUGGACUCGGUGCAAAUGCUGAAAAUGUCUCGAUGGUAACCAGUAGCUAGCUCACUGGAGGCAGGGAAAGAAAGCUCUCGGUGGUGCUCUGCUCCUAGCUAAACGAAUAAUAAAGGACUUCGAAAGGAAAUGGUCAAGAUGGCAGCUGCAUUCGGAAUGUGAAGGUGCUAGUUUUACAUUUUGAUGUAACCCGCAUAUUGGAAAUGGUUAAGAAACACGGGCAAACGGAACGCUGUUGAUUGAGUAGCUAACGUUAUCUAUUCAUUGAGGACGCGCUACACGCCAUUCCCAAGAUAAGGGAUUCAAUAUAAUUCCACCACCUAACGUAUGUAUUAACACAUUUGAUAUAUUUUUUUAUUUUUACAAAGUACAAACAGACGCUGCAGUACUAGCUCAAUGCACGUAAAAAAGGGGCUUUUAAGUCGCGCCAUCAAUUUUGCUGCGAUCAGCAGAGAGAAGACAGUCGACUGUACGCACGUGGGGUUCCAUCAGCUGGAGGUGUGGAAUGUGGGUACUAGUUAUUGUACUCAUUGUUUUAAUAUGAGUCUGGUAAUGUCAUGCUGAUAUUAUGCAUGAUAACCAAACAAAUAACAUUUUAUUAAUGGAAUGCAAUUUUGUUAAUCAGUGUAUACCGAAUACAAGCGACAAACCAAGGAGAGGAAUAUGGCUGAAGUACCGCACAAUGAUAUUGACAUCGAUCCGGACUUCGAGCCCCAGAAACGACCGAGGUCUUGUACCUGGCCUCUGCCUCGACCGGAGUCCAACACAGGGAAGCCCGAAUCGAACGAUGACAUCAUCCCGGAGGACGAGGAGGAUUAUGUCACAGCGCCCAGCAUCUCAAGCUCCACUCCUGUCAACAAUUUGAAUGGUGGCAUAACUAUACCUCAGAACACAAAUAACUUAUCUGAACACCAAACCCUCCCCAUCACCACUAAGAAAGAAGUACUAACCCCAACUUCAAAAGAGGAGGCCGGGUCUUCACAGACGCAUGCUAUCACAGCUCUCAAUGGCCUGGCCUCCCAACCUAGGAAGUCCUCAACUCGAAGGAAUGCCUGGGGGAACUACUCCUAUGCGGACCUCAUCGCCCAGGCCAUAGAGAGCUCCCCGGACCAGAGGCUGACAUUAGCCCAGAUCUAUGAUUGGAUGGUGAGAUCUGUCGCUUACUUCAAGGACAAAGGGGACAGCAACAGCUCUGCAGGCUGGAAGAACUCCAUCCGACACAACCUCUCUCUCCACAGUCGAUUUAUGCGGGUGCAUAAUGAAGGAACGGGGAAGAGUUCCUGGUGGAUGGUCAACCCAGAGGUUGGGAAAAGUGGCAAAGCUCCACGACGACGGGCCGUAUCCAUGGACAACGGCAACAAGCUGAUCAAAGGUGCUCGAGGCCGAGCCGCGAAGAAGGCAUCUCUAGGCCUACAGACCUUCCAAGAUGGCAGCUCCGAGAGUUUAUCUUUGUCCUCUAGCCUGUCCAAGUGGACAGGAAGUCCGACGUCUCGCAGCAGCGACGAACUGGACACCUGGACAGACUUCAGGUCACGUACCAACUCCAACGCCAGCACGGUCAGUGGCCGCCUCUCCCCUAUCCUGGCCAACCCGGAACUGGACGAGCCUCUGGAUGACGACUCGAUCGCGCCCCUCUACUCCAGUCCCAGCAGAUUGUCCCCCUCCACCGCCACCCUCGGUCUGGGCGACAUGGCCCUUACUAUGAACCUCAACGACGGGCUCCCUGACCACCUGAUGGGCGACUUUCUUGACAACAUCAGCCUGACGGCGUCCCAGCAGCCCCAGGGGCAGGAAGUGGAGAGCAGAACCAAUCAGACGGGGAGCUCAGUGUUUACCUACACGUGUCCAGGAAGCAGCAGUAGUCUGGUCGUCCCGUCCUCCGGCAGCUUCGGCCCUCCCGGCACCAUCUUCCUGCUCAGCCCUCCACCCUCCUCAGUGGCCUCCCUACGUCAGUCCCCCAUGCAGACCAUCCAGGAGAACCACCAAGCUUCCUUCUCCUGCCUGUCCUCUCGUUUCAACAACCACCACACUCUGCAAGACCAAAUGAACCUGGAGACCCAUGGCAGCCAUGUCAGUGACGUCAUGCUCACACACUCUGACCCGAUGAUGUCACAAGCCAGCGCCUCUGUGACUUUGCCCCUGAAUUACCAGCGGAAUGCUAUGCUACUCCGCAAGGACCCUAUGUCAUCAUCAAUCCGGGACUGUGCUGCAGGUCCAAAUUCACAGACUCCCCCAGUGCCCGGUUGGUGGGCUCAGGCUGGCUUGUCAACACCUGACAAUGAAAUCUUGUGCUCAAGCAAUGAAUUGGCCCAGCAGGCCAACCAGAUUCUCCAGCACCUCCCAUCUCCCAGUAGAAAUUAUUGUAUGCAGCUUGGUGGCUCUGGUACCAACGGCAGAUCUGGAAGCCUUUUGCAGUUGAAUGCUCAGGACCACUUCCCAAUACCUUCAGACCCUGAUCUGGAGGUGUUCAACGGCAGGCCGGACUGUGACAUACGUAAUGAGCUGAUGGACGCUGACUGCCUUGGCUUAUGUUUUGACCGCUCUCCCCUGCGCUCUGGUACUCAGACCACUAAUAACUUAAGUACAGGAGGGGGAUUCUCCAGCUCCAAACAAACCUCUUCUUCCCCAAGCUGGGUUCCAAGCUAGCUGAGGUAGUGUCCUACCCAGUGCCCGGUUUCAGAACAGUGUCAGGCUUGGGGACAGUUUGAAUUUCAGUUAAGGAAAUUCAAUGGAAUUUGUGUACUUGCUGAAUUGACAUGGAAUUGAACCCAACCCUGAUCAGUAUAGAGUGAUCAUUGCAGGCAUUCCAUAUCUAGAACUGCAAGUGUCUGGAAGACAAGAUGGAGAGGAGCUUCUUUGUACCCUAAACCAUGUUCCAAAAACAAGGAAGCUUGAGUCUGAUUUCAGGGCAUGUAUUCACAAACCGUCUGCCAGUAGAAGGGAUGGUCUAGGACCAGGACCACUCUUAUUCAUAAUGAUCUGAAAGGCAAAAACGGAUAUUAGAUUAGCACUCGUGCUUUGUGAAUACAGGCCCUGGACUGUAGAGCUGUGUCUAAUCUGUUGGAAGUUGGGACAGUGACAAUUAGUUUUUAUUUUUUUUAAUAAAAAACAACCUUUUUUAACACCAGUGUUAUCAGUGGGAUUUUAGAUGUAAAUGUGAAAGACACUGCUUUUAAGUCUCAGGGAUUUGUCCUUAUGUGGUGGAUUGUAAACACUUUUUACCCUGCUUUCCCAUGUCAUAUUUCUUAACCAACCAUGAACCAACGCUAUUUUUACCAAACCAUUUGUCAGUCCAGUGGUUGACUGCCUGUUUACAUCUAACAAGCUCCAGCGAAUGUGACCUUUUUUUGUUGUAGAUACUCGAUUCAGCUUUUUGUGCUUUUACUGGUGUGUUCUCAGCAGAAAAGAGGACAAAAUAAACAAUUGUUUUUAAAAAGCCUUGCAUCAGUGCACAAUUCCAUACACCUAUAUAAUAAUGAGUAAUAUCAAGUCCAAGGUAAUCCACAUUGUGUUGAUUGUACUGUAUGUAACUUGUGUUUAAUUUUCUUCAGUGAUUUUAGUAUUCAAUACUCCUGUGAUAAACCCUCAGAAGGAUGACAAGUUUCUGCUUGUAAAGGGGGGGGGACCUGAUCCUAGAUCAGCACUCCAAAUCUGACACUUUUUUUACAGCUUACAAAAAUCAAUUUCUUCUGAACAUUUACAUUGAAUAAGCAUUUACUCAUGCUAAAUAUUGACAUAUAGGCUAGGCCUAAAAUAUGAAUAUGGAAAAUAACAUUACAUGUAGAAUCAGAAGCAAUAAACUCUCAAUGUUCUGAAUUAUUGCCCAAAAAAUAUAUAAGUCAAUAUUUUGAGUAGAUUUCCCACAUGGAGUAGGAUUACGUGACGCGAUGUUAACUAACUUCAUAGUAACACCAAAGGAGGUCUUGGUAAUUAAUUUUGACGGAUUUAAACUCCUAAUACAACAUAUUUAGAAUACAGUGAUUGGUUUUGGGAUGGUUAACCAUUUGACAGGCUGUUUUUAUGCUGAAACAAGUUGUUUGUAUCAUUAAAGGAGCAAUCUGCAGAUUGACGGAGCAUCUUGCUAUGUCUGUUUAUAGACUUUUAAAUGAAUGAUGCAUACCCCUUGAUUCUUGAACGUAACAAGAGAUGCUUACCUCAACUGUCGUAACCCAUUAAACCCAACAUGUAAACAAACACUAUAUAGCCUCAGCAUGGUUGAAACCAAAUCAGUGGUGGAGGUGUCCUCUUUGUUGUUGUUCAAACUGCAGAUUGCGUCUUUAAAGUAAUUAACACUACUACACGUACUGUAGAUCAACACCCUGCCUACCUGUUCUUAUUUACCUCACCGGUCCUCCAUCAAUUGCUUCUACAUUGCUUGCUGUUUGAGUUGUGACAUCUGCGGAUGUAAAAUACAUUUAUAAAUAAAUUUGAUUGACCACAACCAUAUUUGAUUUCGGUUGGCUUUUCCUCAUGUAUUUUUCCACUUUGCAUUAUGUUAUGUAUGUCUGAGAAAUGGUGCAUGUCAAUAAAAGCUUUGUGAAGCAC